AUGCCUUCCAACCGACGCAAGAAUAAACAGCGGUGGAUGCAAGCGCCUCUGCUGGACUGGCGAGAAGAGGUACCAGAAACCAACAACCUCGCCAAUAGCAACGGCAGUGCAACCAGCCACAGCGUUGCAUCAAAUGAGCUCUCGGCGCCGCACAACACAUGCGGACGAGAGGGGCGAGCGGCCAGCCUUGUCUCCUCACCGAAGCAGAUGAAGCGCACCGCUUCGUCGCUUGCCGGAGGAGAUGCUGACGAGGACAUGGCCAACGGCGGCGGCGUCAACGCCAACGGGGUGACGAGCGCAUCGCCUGCGCCAUCGCAUUCCUCCAUGUCGUCGCCCAGCGAAUCAGAAACGUCUCCUGCGCCGGGUCUUCUGACGGUGACAAACGUGACCACUGCGACAACGGAGAUGGAAAGGGACAUUGCGGCUUGCGCGUCGUGCGAUAGGGCAAGACUGCCGCUUCUCAACGGCGACGAGGACGCGGAGCGCGACGACGCGGUCAUCGCCGAGGCCAUCGCCACAGCUGGGAUCCCUGCUACCGACGACGCGGGGGAACUUUUCUACGUCGAGCUCGACCCCGAAUCGCACGUGAUGACCGGCGUUCUGCCUGAGAUGCAGCGACUGCAUGUGCGGCUGACACAGCUGGUACGCGUUCUGCGGCGCCGCGUCGCGCGCCUGUGCGUGCUGCGCGAGCGUGCUCGGCUGAACGGGGAUGAUGUCAGCGAGGUGGUACCGGCGUCCCCACUUCUGCCAAAGCAUACGUCUGCAUUUACAACCGCCUCCUCCGUACCAUCCUGCGUGUAUCGCCAGAGGGACACCAUGGCCAGCAGCAGUGCUCUGCACAAUAGCAGUAGCAACACUCAAGGCUACGCCGCUGCCGGUUCCUUGCCCAGCGCCGAAGGCACCCUCGGCGACGUAGAUGCGAUCAGGACGAGCGUAGACAGCCAUCAGUCACCGCGACAGCCAAACCCGAUGCAGGACCCAGGUGGCGUCAUGUCCUCACCACGCAAUAGCAUCAUCAACAGCCGCCUCGCAAGCGCGCGGCACUACACGCAGCAGCAGAUGCUCGACAACGACUCAGAAUGGUGCGACGCAGGCACCCUUCGCUCCUCCCGCUCCACCACGGCCCAGAGCACUCCGUCCCUGCAGCCGUGCCUGCCGCCGCCGUCGCUGCAGUUCUUUGAGGAGGACGAGCUCGAUGACGACGGACGAACGAGCCUACUCACGUGCAGCUCGAUGGCGGCUCGGCGAUCGUACGCGGCGCGCUUUCGGCCCGAAUCGAUGCCGCCUUCGGUGCAGACGACGCCGAACAUGCUUCCUGCCAGCACCACCCCCUACGCCCGCAGCGACAACGGAGGUAUGCUCUCGCUGCCACCGUCAACCUCAACGGUUGGCCGCAUAUCGCUCCAGCAACAGCAGCAGCAGCAACAGCUCACGUCGCCCACAAAGCCUCUCUCGGUAACGCCGACUGCGUUCGGCUCGACCACGCCGCAGCUAGAAGGAUCCCCGCUGCUGCCGACCCCCACACCAGCUGCACCUGAAUCGGGGCUCUCCUCGUCAACCGUUACGCCGCCGAUCAUGGUGGAUGACACGCCACCGCAGGAGACAUGGACGCCCCUCCCCGCGGGCGCUCCGCGCCCACCCCCCCUCACGGAAGACGAGAAGAAGGAGCUGCGCCGACUGAGUUGGCGCGUCGCGAAGCUGUACAGCCGCCGCGGCCUCUUGCUGCAGCAGGCAGACCGCCUCCUCUGCCGCCACGCUCAACAGCACGAGCGGUGGGAAGGCAACGAAGAGCGCCGUGGGUGCUACCGCUGUCGGCGACUCUUCUCGUACCUCACCCGUCGCCACCACUGCCGCCGCUGCGGUCGCUUGUGUUGCGCCGAGUGUAGCCGAUAUGUUGGAAAGAAGCAGGACACGUCUUACGUGGCGGCGCCACAGGAUUCGGCGCGCGCCGCAGUCGGCGUGGAGCACCGGGUGAUCAUUAAGUCCGAGUACACCGCCCACAUCAUUGCCGACGACAGACAUGAACUGGUGGAGGAGCGCUUCGACGAGCAUACGUACCCGCGUCGCGGCUACGGCGGCACAGGUGACUCGCCCCACUUGCAACCGGAGCAAGAGGCGGAGGUGCAAGACACUGCUCCGGUGCUGGACGACGACGAUAGGCAGCUGCGCAACCCGUCCUUGGAACACACUGCGGACGCGGUCGACCAACUUCAUGGUCGCCCGAGGCAGCACAAGUGGGUCCGCGUCUGCGCGCCAUGCUACCAAAACUGCCUACGUGCGCGGCGCAACAACGUGCUGCAGCAGCUGAAAAGUGCCAACCUGUGCAUCCUCGAUGACGGCUUCUACUACUAUCACGUGAUGACCACCGAGGAGCUGUGUCGGCUUUCCACCGCCCUGAACAAGCCCGACUCUUUCAAGAAGCAGGUGGAGCUGAUGUCGCACGUCGUGGUAGAGCGCUCCGCCGACUACGUCGCAGCGGCGCCAGGGUACAGUGCGCAUACCCUCACCGCAGCGGCGCAGCACACACCCGACGUCCUGCGGACGCUUGGCAGCAUCGGUGUCUACGCCUUCCGCUCCGCACGGCAGACAGCCAACGACUACGUUGGUGGCUACUUCACCGCGAGUCGGACCAUACUGCCCGACAACCAUGUCGGCACAGUGGCGGCAGAGCACCCCCUCUCAGUCGGCCACGAGGCAGAUGUCGACAGCACAGACAAUGUUAACGAUGAUGCGCGCAGCGAGGCAUCUCUGGUGUCUGUAGAGGACGCGUGCAACGAUAUGCAGCCCUCGCUGAAGGGCGGCACGGAGGAUACGACAGACAAGAAGACGGACGCGGAUUCUCGGACAGAUGGCACCUGCGUUGACGACCCCAUCGAUGUACAGACCUAG
This is a messenger RNA of Leishmania braziliensis MHOM/BR/75/M2904, 2889 nucleotides long. RefSeq lists its product as hypothetical. The coding region runs from base 1 to 2889 and encodes 962 amino acids. NCBI's taxonomy places the organism in Eukaryota, Euglenozoa, Kinetoplastea, Trypanosomatida, Trypanosomatidae. The transcript has a single exon. The record is from RefSeq and is a predicted model, not a curated record. Gene Ontology annotation, molecular function: metal ion binding.